Cynoglossus semilaevis (tongue sole) is the source of this 1793-nucleotide messenger RNA. RefSeq names its product peptidase, mitochondrial processing subunit beta (gene pmpcb). The transcript has 13 exons. Lineage: Eukaryota; Metazoa; Chordata; Actinopteri; Pleuronectiformes; Cynoglossidae. The record is from RefSeq and is a predicted model, not a curated record. Gene Ontology annotation, molecular function: metalloendopeptidase activity; metal ion binding. Gene Ontology annotation, cellular component: mitochondrion. The coding region runs from base 153 to 1685 and encodes 510 amino acids.
GGAACAUGUCGAGUGGGUUAUUGCUAGUGUUCAGCCGAAGUAUUUUAAACCACCCUGUUGGAUUGAUUCAACUAAAUUUUAAUUAGUGUUAACUCUUUGGGUAACACGUAACUUUUUUACACGAUUAAUUCAGGCUUAUUACUGGUUGGCUGAUGCGUAAUGUUUGCCCUGGUGAGGACCGCGUGUGCGCAGUGAGACAGAUAAACAAUAUGGCGGCGUCCUCGCAGCUUUUCAAGUUCUGUGGGAGAAACAUUCUACGAGGGCUGAAGACGAAUCUAUCAUCUAAGAGGUGUGUCACUACCCUCACAUGUCUGGGCCUUCUGCGGCAGCUUUUAGCUGGACACAGAAAUGUGGCUACAGAAGCUGCCCACCGGGUCCUACUGAAUGUUCCUGAGACCAAGGUGACCACUCUAGAAAACGGACUCCGAGUGGCGUCAGAGGAUUCUGGGCUGAGCACAUGCACGGUUGGCCUGUGGAUUGAUGCUGGCAGUCGCUAUGAGAAUGAGAGAAAUAAUGGCACCGCACAUUUCCUCGAACAUAUGGCAUUUAAGGGCACCAGGAAAAGGUCUCAGCUGGAUCUGGAGCUGGAGAUUGAGAACAUGGGAGCUCAUCUUAAUGCCUACACAUCCCGAGAGCAAACUGUGUACUACGCCAAAGCGUUCUCCAAAGAUCUCCCUCAAGCGGUGGAGAUUUUGGCUGAUAUCAUCCAGAACAGUACUCUGGGUGAAGCAGAGAUUGAGAGGGAGCGGGGCGUUAUCCUCAGAGAGAUGCAGGAAGUGGAGACCAACCUGCAGGAGGUGGUCUUUGAUUUCCUCCACGCAACCGCUUAUCGAUCCACAGCUCUGGGCAGGACCAUACUGGGCCCCACUGAGAACAUCAGGACCAUCAACAGAGGAGACCUGGUGGAGUACAUCACCACUCACUACAAAGGCCCCAGAAUAGUGCUGGCUGCUGCUGGAGGAGUGUCACAUGAUGAGCUUAUCGAUUUAGCCAAGCAGCACUUUGGAAAACUUCCUGGUCACUGUGAGGGCAGAGCUCCAGCUCUCCCCCCCUGCCUCUUCAGUGGAAGUGAGAUCCGUGUGAACGAUGAUAAGAUGCCCCUCGCUCAUAUUGCCAUCGCUGUAGAAGCGGUGGGGUGGCCCCACCCAGACACCAUCCCCCUCAUGGUGGCCAACACUCUCAUUGGAAACUGGGAUCGCUCCUUUGGUGGAGGCAUGAAUCUGUCCAGUAAACUGGCACAGAUGGCCUGUCAGGGAAACCUGUGUCACAGCUUCCAGUCCUUCAACACCUGCUACACCGACACCGGCCUGUGGGGGCUCUACAUGGUCUGUGAGCCAGGAACCAUCAAUGACAUGAUGCACUUCACUCAGCUGGAAUGGAUGUCUCUAUGUACGAAAGUGACGGAGAGCGAGUUAGCGCGAGCUAAGAAUCUCCUCAAGACCAACAUGCUCCUGCACCUGGAUGGAUCCACUCCCAUCUGUGAAGACAUUGGGCGUCAGAUGUUGUGCUACAGCCGCAGGAUCCCUCUGCAUGAGCUGGAAGCCAGGAUUAAUGCCAUUGAUGUGAAGACCAUUAAGGAUGUGUGCACCAAAUACAUCAUCAACAAGCCUCCCGCCAUUGCAGCAGUGGGUCCAAUCCAACAGCUGCCAGAAUACAACAAGAUCUGCAGUGGAAUGUCAGUAUGAGACCCUGACCCCGGAGAUCGCACUGAGGAAUGGGCCGUUCAUCCUUUUUGUGGGUGUGUCCGUUUUUAAUUUGUAUUGUUAAAUAAAGACACAAAACAUGUAAUAUUA